ACUUUCCAUUCAGUUCUGGCUCUACUCUGCACAAUCUCACAUGCCAUAUCAUACCAAACUCAUUCCCCUUUCCAAAUUUUUACCUUUCCAUUCAUGCGUAAAUUUAUCCAUUUUAUCGUAAUACAAAAAAUAUCCAAUAAAAUAAUAAUACGUUAUUGAAUAUUACCGGAGAUAGAUUGAGAGAAGGGGGAAGAUAUUGGUAGGUAAUGCGGAAAAGGAUGAGUGAACAAGUAUGUUCUAUGGAGGAUGCGGUUCUGGCCUUGUUGGAUCACUUUGUGGAGCCAUUCUUGCCCCGCUACCGGACUAUACAAGCUCCUACCCCUUCCCAGCAUCAGAUCAUUGCCAAAAGGAUGCAUACCGUGGUAUUGCUUUAUAACUAUUAUCAUAGGAAGCGACAUCACGAACUGGAGUUUCUUGAUUUCAUAUCGUUUAGUAAGCUGGCUGUUGUAUUGAAACCAACGUUGGUGGCUUACAUGAAACUCAUGCGUCAAGCAGAUUAUUUUAAGAUGGAUGAUUUCGAGAAUGAACUUUCACAAACAGAAAAGGCAAUAGUCAAUGCUUGCAGUGUAUCUUCAGAUCUGGAUGCAUCAAAAACUGUUCCAGUUGUAGAUGGUUGGCCGGUGUCUAAAGUUGCCAUCUUUUUAGUGAACUUGAGGAAGGAAAAUUUCAUGCUAAUAGAUAGUUCCAUUACCCAUGGGGUUUGGUCUGUGAUUGAGAAAGAUGUGGAGGUCUCCAGUGUUGAUGCAGAUAAUCCUCUAGAAUCAAAAUGCAAAAGCAAACAGAAAGGAGCUGCAGAAACAUUUUUGGAAGAUCUAGAAAAUAAUUCUAAUGAUGCUAGGCUUCUGGAUUUGGCUCUUUUAGCUGUUAAAGAUGCAACAGGCAUCAAUAAAAGUGAUCUUGUGGUUUUAGAGAGCCACAUUGUAUAUUCUUUAAAUAAACCAAAGGCAGCUGCUUGCUUAUAUGUAAUGCAAUGCACUCAAUCUAUCAAUGAUGACAUUCAGGUUCCUAUUAAAGAUCUCGUUGAAAGCUUGCAAGGUCCCAUUGUCAAGAGGAGCUCCUGUGGAUGGAUGGUGACCCCACUUGUCAUGUAUUUCCACAUGUUCCCUUACUUGGAGGCUUUGUUAGAUUGGAUUUCCAGGGAAGUGCCAUCACAUGCCUCAAAUGCAGUUUUCCCCCAGGGUGAAAACGAAGGCCAAAAUCAAAAUCCUGUCAAAGUUUAUCAUCGACUGAAGAAUACAUUGCCUUUACAAGAGGGUUAUAGAUGGAUCUCACCAAGCAUUUUUUUGACUAAGGCAGAAACAGGUGAAUCUGUUCUGAAGUCUUGUGAUGAUGGAAGCAAUAAUGACACGAUUGGUACUACUAGUAGCAUGCAUGGAGGCAGUUUUUCUAUGGCUAAUCCUUUAUCACAAACUCAACAUCGCGAGAGGCUACAAACUUCCUCAACUUCUGUAAAUGCACUAUCCCAAUCCACCUUGAGCAUUCUUUACUUGAAAAGACUUCAGCUGUGCGAGCAACAACAGAUUGUGGAAGCUGAAAUCAUGAAGUGUAACAAGGCUAUUGAGAGUGUGUUACAUGGUGGUAAAAGUGAUUUGUCAAGCACUGAACAUAUGAUAGAAGAUCCUUCUGAUGCCGAUCUGGAAAUCGAAGAAAUUCAACAGAGCACUAGUCUUACUGUGGAACCCCAAUGCAAGAAACUGGAUGAGUUGUGUCGUGAGAAGAAAUGGCCAUUGCCAAUGUAUCGAGUCUUUCCAUAUGCUGAUGGGUUUCUUGCUAAUGUCAUUGUGAAAGGUGGGAAGUAUGCAUGUCAAGGCAGCCUAUGCCCGAGUCCUCAUGAAGCAAGAGAGAUGGCUGCUGCAUUUAUGAUUGCCAAAAUAGGUAAUAUGGGUAUAUGAGAGAUGUAACAAGAACAGGUAGUCUAUGGUAGCAGAGGGGGGAGAUAUUGUGGUUCAGUUGUCCAAUAAUGGUGGAAGUAUUUAGAUGGAGAAAGCAUAGCAUGCCUCCCUCCUUGAUCAUAACUUGUAUCUCUAACUUGUACAGUCAAGUUAAUCGGACACUAUUGACUUUCUUAGUUUGAGUCGAUUCGAACAAUUAUCUA
Messenger RNA from Ipomoea nil (Japanese morning glory), 2095 nucleotides. RefSeq lists its product as uncharacterized. The coding region runs from base 207 to 1892 and encodes 561 amino acids. NCBI's taxonomy places the organism in Eukaryota, Viridiplantae, Streptophyta, Magnoliopsida, Solanales, Convolvulaceae. The transcript is spliced from 11 exons. The record is from RefSeq and is a predicted model, not a curated record.